Molecule: messenger RNA, 1611 nt
Organism: Acaulospora morrowiae
Lineage: Eukaryota; Fungi; Glomeromycota; Glomeromycetes; Diversisporales; Acaulosporaceae
Source: the annotation of a GenBank genome assembly
AUGAAAAAUUUGUUGAUUUUAACUGAAAGAAUUCCAUUUCGAAGAAUACUAACGAAGAAUGUCAAAGUAGGAACUAAUUUUAAGACGCAAAGAUGUCUUGCAAGCCUUGUUCAAAAGGACGCACGAAAGAACGCGGAAAUUGACUUUACCGCUGAGAAAUACACCCACCUGCAAAGAAAUCCAAAUUUCAGUGAGCUUACACAAGAAGAUAUCUCAUUUUUUCAAAAAAUUCUACCUUCCAAUUGUUUAAUUAUAGAUAAGCAAGAUGAUCUGUUGCCCUAUAACAUCGAUUGGAUGAGAAAAUAUCGAGGAAAAUCAAGAUUGGUUGCCAAACCCCAGACCACUGAGCAAGUCUCAAGAUUGAUCGAAUAUUGCAAUGGUAGAAAAUUAGCUGUUGUACCUCAAGGUGGUAAUACAGGUCUUGUAGGUGGUGGUGUGCCAGUCUUUGAUGAAAUUAUUAUUAGCACUAAUAACCUGAAUAAAAUUAGAUCCUUUGAUCCUUUAUCUGGUUCGCUUGUGUGCGAUUCUGGCUGCAUACUUGAGAAUCUUGAUAAUUAUCUUGCUGAGCAAGGAUACGUUAUGCCUCUAGAUCUUGGCGCUAAGGGAAGCUGUCAAAUAGGUGGUAAUGUGGCAACUAAUGCUGGUGGAUUGAGGUUUUUAAGGUACGGUUCUCUUCACGGAAAUGUACUAGGGUUGGAGGCGGUCCUUCCCGACGGGACCAUUUUAGAUAACCUUGCAACUCUUCGUAAAGACAAUACCGGAUACGACUUAAAGCAACUUUUCAUUGGUUCUGAAGGUACAUUGGGAAUAGUUACUGGUGUUUCGAUUCAAACUCCUCGAAGACCAAAGGCAGUUAAUGUAGCCUUGGUUGGUUUGAGCUCUUUUGAAAAUGUUCAAGAUGCGUUUAUUAAAGCAAAGGAAGAAUUAAGUGAAAUCCUGUCCGCCUUCGAAUUUUGGGAUGCCAGUGCCGUGAAAUUGAUUAAGGAUCAUCUCGUUCAGGGAUCAAGGUUUCCUUUGGAAGACAAUUAUCCCUUCUAUGUAUUAGUUGAAUCCAGUGGAUCUAAUAAGGUUCACGAUGAUGAAAAACUGUUGUGCUUCCUGGAGAACUUAUUAGAGAAGGAUAUCGCCAAAAAUGCCAUCGUUGCACAAGAUGAAACACAAUUCCGAACAAUUUGGUCUAUUCGCGAAGGAAUACCAGAAGCGUGUAGUAAAGCUGGAUCCGUGUAUAAAUACGAUGUAUCCAUGCCAUUGGAAUUUCUGUAUAAGAUGGUAGAGGAUGUGCGUUGCAGAUUUACGGAUGCGGGACUAUAUGGUGAAGACUUGGCCGUAAAUAGCAUUACAGGAUACGGUCACGUUGGAGAUGGUAAUUUACACUUAAACAUUUCUGCAAAAAGCUAUGCCCCUGAAAUCACUGCUUUAAUCGAGCCUUGGAUAUAUGAAUGGAUAGAAAAACAUAAGGGAUCUAUAUCCGCAGAACAUGGUCUUGGACUCAUGAAGGCAAAGUAUUUGGGUUUUUCGAAAUCAAAAUCGAUGAUCGACAUGAUGAAAAAAAUAAAGCAAAUAGUAGAUCCCAAUGGCAUUAUGAAUCCAUAUAAAUUUAUAUCCGAUUAA